Molecule: messenger RNA, 4091 nt
Organism: Sitodiplosis mosellana (orange wheat blossom midge)
Lineage: Eukaryota; Metazoa; Arthropoda; Insecta; Diptera; Cecidomyiidae
Product: cilia- and flagella-associated protein 43
Exons: 13
Coding region: 99-4028 (1309 amino acids)
Biological process (GO): cilium assembly
Cellular component (GO): axoneme
Molecular function (GO): protein binding
Source: RefSeq, a predicted model, not a curated record
UGGUGAUUUUGGUGCGAAAUUAAAUGUAAUGCAAAAUUAUUAGUCAUCACUUGAUUGCAUGCAUGAAUUUUAAUAUUUUUUAAAAAUAUUCUUCUUGCAUGAAGUUUUUCAAAAAGUUGGGAAAUGAUUGGUGCAUCAUUUGGGCCGUUGAAUUGAGCUGGAUUCCAGCAAUUUUUUUGCAUGGUGAUGCAAAUACAAUCCUUGUACUUUCAACUGAUGGCAUUGUAGAAAAGUUGCACGAGGAAAAAUCUAGCGGAAUAUUGAAUUCGAUUGCUUCUUUGCAGCGAGUCAUCGAAAGGUGCAUUUUCAUCAAUCCGCGUGGAACCUAUUUGAUGUUGCAAACCAAUUUAAAUGAACUUAUCAUAGUAGAAGCUGAGUCUGGCAUCGAGAUUUCCAAAUAUUCCAUAAACGGUGUUAACGGUAUCGAAUCACAUGAAACGAGUUCAAUGGUUGGCGUUUCCACUUCAUCGGGCAUGAUAUUGAUAUUGGAGAUUGACGAACAAGGUGAAGCUGACAUCAUAGCGAAAUACAGAUUAACCUCAUCGAAAUUGGUGUUUAUAAAGUUUAUGCCGAAUUCGACGACAUUUAUCUGCAUUGACGAGGAAAAUGGCUUUUUCUUAGUAAAAAGAGAGUCAAACAAUGAUGAUGACAUCAAAAAAUUCUUCAUACUCAGCCGUAACUAUUUGGAUUACUCCGUUGUGAAAUCGAAUGGAAACCUAUACGCAUUGAUGUUGUACAUUAAAUGUGGUCUGACUUCGAUUGAAUCGGCGAUUAGCCUUUGCGAUCUAGUUGCCAUCGAUGAACAUUCAAACUACGCACACCAAUUGCAAACAAUUCAAUUGAACCAUUUAUAUUCUGCAAUACAAUUUCAGUAUUAUGAUUCCAACAAGUUUGUAUUGGGCGCGCGAAUGACGUGCAUCGAUUUACUUCAAUGCAUUUGCGGUGAAAGUGGCAAAAUUGAAGUGAAUAUCGCACAAACAAUUACCACCGAUCACUUGUUUGGCGCGAUAAAAUUCACCGUGAAUGCCUCGUCUAUUUUGACCUACGGAUGUGAUGGUCAAAUUUUGCUAUGGGAUAAAAACUCCAUGCGAAUGGUGAAAUCAGUGUUCGCGCAUGAUAAAUGCUCAAAAGGUGUGAAGGAUGCCGUUUUUGAUCCAUUGCAAAGACAUUUGAUAUCGCUUGGCUGGAGCGAGAAUUUGAUAUGCUUCAAAAAUAUUUCAACAUCUUUCGACUAUUCUUGGAUAAAUGCUCCGUUUCACUCAGAGUCAAACAAAUUGGAAGUAAUCAAUAUUGACGAAACUUUGGUGACACCAAUCGAUUCGUGGAAAAGUAUUGAAUUGGCGCGGCAAACCAGAGAGGAGUGUGCGGCCUAUGAAACCGAAUUGGAAAACAUAAAACAAGACUUAGAUCGAAUAAAGCGAACCAUUGUCCAUUACAUGGAUAUCAAUGAACGCCAACCAAACGAUGAGCAAUUUCCAAUUCAAUUGUUCAAUCUCAAUGCGACCGAAGCCGAUAUCAAAAGCGGUGCACUGAAAGAGCAAAUAGAAGCGGAACGGGAGGCUUUGGAGAUGGAAUUUUCCGAUGAAAAAGCACGCAUCGAAAAUAUUAAGCAAAUAAUGUGGGAUUGUUUCGAUACCAAACCGCAGAAGCUACAAGGAAUCUUUAGCGAUAUUUUCAUACAAAAUUUCCCGCUCACCGAUUUAGAUGAAAAAUUGGGUGACGAAACGCUUUUAAAUAAAAUACUUGAAGACCAAGAGUUAUUCCAUCAAGUGUGUGAGUUGAAACCAUGGAUUCAUCCGAAUAUCCACGAAGACAUUAAAUGGCCUAUUGAAACGCAAACAACCAAAACGACCGAUCGCUUCAGUUUGUUGGCAGCGAGAAUAAUUGAUCAACAACUGACGUCAAAGGUAAAUUUGGACUAUAACUUCUUUAGCACAUUUCCAACGGAGCAGGAAAACGUUGACAUUCACGAUGAACCAGUGGUGAAUGCAUAUAACGUCAAAAUUUAUCAUAACAUUGUUCGGCUAAAAAAACUGUUCAAUGACAUGUAUGUGAAAAUGUCAAAAAUCAAAGAGAAUGAAAUGGAAUUGAUGGCUCAACGCAAUGAACGGUUGAGCCAAAUUCAUCGAGAUAUUAACCUAAUGCAGCGCCUUAAUGGUGAUGAAAUUACACAGUUUGAUCCAAUUGUAAAAUGUGACUAUUUCAAAGAUGAGAGCACACAUUCGACAAUGAUGGCCAUUUCGAGCUACAACAUUGAAUCACAAUUUGAUGAUAGUAUGGAUGAUGACUCCAAUAGAUCGCAGAAAAUGUAUCGAAAUGAAUCGUUUUACAAGCGAGCUUUGGACGAGAUGAUGGAUGGUGUUCUGCAAGUAUGCUGGGAAGAUGAAUUGAAAAAAGACCCACCAAAGCCGGUGUGUGUGUUGGAACAUAUUCCUGAAUGUGACCUUAGCGAAGCGGAUAAGAUGCAAAUUGACAAAUACCAUGAAAAAAUGGCCAAACUACGUACCGAUCGUCAAGAGUAUAUCGGGAAGUUAUUCGAUGAAAAGACCGCCUUAGAAACGUCAAUCGAUUUGAUGGUGACAAAAUUGAAUCGAUGCGUGGAAAAUAUAAUCAAGACCAAAGUCAAGGCACAAUUUGCCAUCUCGUCCGAACAAUUGAAAAUUUUGACUUGCGUCCGCGAUCACUUGCAUUUCAAGGGUUUGGGCGAAAAGGAGAAAACUGUGAUUUCCGACCGAGAACAUCUGAAAUCAGAAUUGAACAACCUAAUGAGAACGCAACAAUUACUCGACCAAAAUGUGAUUGCGACAAAAGCCAGUUUCGACGAAUUGACGGCCAAAGAUCAAUCAUUAGAUAAACAAUUUCGCACCUUUUUCAUGGAAAUCGUUUCACCCGCUGUUAUUGAUCAAGCCUAUCGCAUUUUUAAACGACGUCCAAAAGGUCGUUUAACCGUAUGCCAAUCGGCGACAAUUCUGGCGGCCAUGGUCAAACGUGUGAAUGCUGUCAAUCAAAAAGAUCAAGAUGAAACCAUUUUGCCUGAUGAAUGCAUACAGUAUUUGCAAUCACUUGAUGCGGCCGAUAAAUUCAGCAAUGCACCGAAUUCCAUCGAUCAAACGGCAUGGAACCAUCUGUGUCGAAUGCGAAAAUGCAAAAUUGAGACCGAAUUUAAGCUGCGAUAUGCUGCUGUGAUUUUGGCUGAAGCCGAAUCAACGUUUGCAAGUCAUAAUAAAAUUCUUGGAACGAAAAGAUCGCUUCUUACUCAAUUAGAUAACAAAUUGUAUGAACUGAGAGAAGCCAAGGAAAUUUGUCUUUCCAACCGAAAAAAUCAAAUUAUAUUCAAGCUUGGAAACAUUCAAAUUCCGUUAACUGGUGAAAUGGACAAUUUCGAUGGAACUUGUUUGUUGAGCAAAAGCGAGCUGGCUCUAACCAAUUCAAUGAUACAGGAAGCUGCAUUGAAAAAGCUAAAAAUUAAGCAACAAGUUGAUUUGUGCCGUCGCCGCGUGGCAUACUACGAAUGGAAACAGUCGAUGCUACAAAUGACAAUGGAAGAUUUUAAAAUAUUUUUAAAACGAAUUGAAAAGUGCAACAUCACGAAAGAUGUAAAACUAUGGCUACACGACAAACUGGAGGCCAAAGCAAAGAAGAAUAAGAAAAAGGUUCAGAAAUCGUCGUAUGGUGAUCAUGAAAGUGUUAUGCCAAACACAAAGAGUGCACUAAUGAGGCGAAUCGAACAAAUGGAAUCAAUAAUAUCAAGGCAGCGUGAACAAAACAACGCUCUCGACUGUCAAAUUGCGUCUUUGAAAGUCAACAUCGACGAAAGAAAUUUUACCAAGGAUUACUUGGUCAGCGAAAAAGAUAUAACUAUGCGAAAUGAACGAAUGUUGUUGAUAUUGAAGCGAUCGCAAUUAAUCAGAAAGAUACAAGAACAGCACGCUGAAUUGUUGGAGCUCAGUGCAACAUUGGAACUACAAAAACUACGAACGUAUCCAACGCUCAACGUACCAAUCUAUCAGCAGCUAGAUCAAAAUUAGUUUCCACUUUCGAAAUUAAUUCCACGCUUUCGGUUACAUAAUUAUAUUUAAUUAUCAUUUAGA